UGCCGACUGGGGAGUAAGCUCCGGGCGGUAGCUCUCCUUGGAAAUGGCGGCUUUACCCGUGUUCUGCGUUACCAGACGAGGACUCACGUGGAUAGCUUCAGGGGCGCCACGCCGAGAGUUUUGGUCUCGAUUCAGGAAAGAGAAAGAGCCAGUGGUGGCUGAGGCAGUAGAAGAGGUGAAGAAAGACCCUAUCUUGGUGUGUCCACCCUUACGAAGCCGAACAUACGUACCACCUGAUGAUCUCCAGAGUCGUCUGGAAUCUCGCGUCAAAGAAGUUUUUGGUCCAUCUGUUCCUAGGAGUUGGCAGGACAUCUCCCUGGAAGAUGGUCAUCUGAAGUUUAGUCUCUUGGCACAUCUAGCUGAUGAAUUGGGUCAUGCAGUGCCUAGCUCAAGGCUUCAUCAGAUGUGCAGAGUCAGAGAUGUUCUUGAUUUCUACAGUGUUCCUGUUCAGGACAGAUCGAAAUUUGAUGAACUUAUGGCCAAUAAUCUGCCUCCCAAUUUGAAAAUCACUUGGGGUUACUGAGCAAUUCAGAGGAGGAACACAUUGAAGUCUUUCCCUGUCCCCCCUCAAGCAGGAUGGAGUUAUCAGACCUUUUGAUAUUUUACCAUGUGAAAUACUACUAGGUUAUCUCUAAACCCACCUUUUCUAUGGAAGGAUGCAUCAUCUGUUUUUUUCUUAUAUCAUCAUGAAUUGACAAAUAACAGGAAUUUUUUUUUUCACCUUUGGUGAAAUCUUUUUUUUUUUAAUUUAAUAUAAUCAGGUCAUUAAUAAUUUAUGAAAUUCUUCUCUAGAGGACACUACAGUUAACUUGGGUGUAAGACAGGAGGCCAUUACAAGUUCAGAUACGGACUUUACCCUUUAUAGGCAUGAAAUAGUAGUUGCAAGAAAAUGUUUUAAUCAUGUUAGGACUCUUAAAACUAAGGAACAGGUUAGAUACUUAUAAAAGACAUAAAAGGCUCUAUUGCUUAUUACAUGAAGUUGUUUCUAUUACUGUUUACAAGUAGAAAUAGUGAUACUGUGCAUUCUGUAUUCAUUUCUCUUAGAAUUAAAGAGAUUUCUUGAAGUGUGUGGUAUGUUGUAAAUUUUUUUUUAUGGUGAAAGUUGGCAGAACGUCUCCCUAGAAAAUGAUCAUCUGAGGUUUAGUCUCUUGGCACAUCUAAUAGAUAACUUGGGCCAUGUAUUGCCUAACUUGAGGCUUUAUCAGAUGUGCAGAGUCAGAAGUGUUGACUUCCACAAUGUCCACGUUCAGCAUAGGGAUAAAUCUGAUGAGCUUAUUGCUAGCAAUAUGCCUCCCAAUUUGAAAAUCACUUGGGGCAACAGAACAGUUUAGAAGAGGAACACAUUGAAAUCUUCCCCAUUCCCUGAGCAAAGUAAUACUUCAAAUAAGUAUUAUAACUUUGGAAAAAUUGGAAUGUAUGCCAACUAGUAAGUGCUGUGACUUAUUUUUUUCUAAUAGUAGACAUAUCAGAUUUUUAUAUUUCUAAAUGAAUAUUCCUCCCUUCAAAGGAGAUAAUGCUUAUUUCAAACCCUGUAUCAAUUCUGUAAUUCUUAAAAGAGUGGCCUUAGUACCAGUGACACAUAUGAGUAGCCAGUAGGGUGGUAGUUCUUGGUACAUUAGCGUACCUAAUUUGUGGAAAUUAUUCAAGUAGUGAGUUAACCAGGUGGUUCUGAAUGACAAAAUUAGUGAUUAAAUUAGGCAUUGUUUUUGGUCAAACUAAAUGAGAUGGGGAAAGAAUUUCUUAAAUUGUUUGAUCUUGGCUCCACUAAUAAUUCUGAUAGAAAAGUUUUAAACAAAAGAAAAGGCGUUUAUUCUCUUUCCCAAGGUGACUCCUGAAGAGGGCAAAAUCCAAUUGGAUAUGUAAGUUCUAGCAUAUCUAUUAGAAAAAUUAAUUACAGUAUAGUCAUGGCUUGUAAGUAUCCUCAGCAUACAAUCAGAUUUUCAGUUAAACUGCCUUUAAGAACCUCAUAAAUGUCUUGAGUGUCAGUAUUUGGAGCCCUGGAGCUGUCAUAAUUAUGCCCCUUCUGCUUCUACUACACAGAAAAGGCAUACAGCAUGGAAAUGUUUGAAUUAUACAUACAAGAUUUGGUUAUCCAUGCAACUUUUAAUUCUGAUCUGGAGACAGAAAAACCUGCAAAGGAUGAGAUGAAAGUAAGGGAUGGGGAGGUCAGUGUGGAAGAAGGCUUGGUUACAGCUGGAGAAGUGACUGCAAAAACCAGGCUUCAUUAAGUGUUCAGGCAGGAGAAAAUAACUUCUUUGUAAUCUAGAGCAUCCUAGAGCACUGUUUCUCAAAAUUUAGAGUGCGUGUGAGUCACUUGGGGGUCUUUUUAAAAUGCAGAUACGAAUUCAGUAGAUGUGGAGUGAAUCCUGGUCUAAUGCAUUUCUAAUACACUCUCAGGUGGUGUUUGAGGUGAGAGACAGAUAUCACCACUUAAAGCAUCAGUUUUGGUAAACGUAGCAAGGAAGGUUAACUGUGUUUCCAUCAGUAACUCUAGAGGGCGUCACUGGUUUAUAGUUGAGUACACUGAACGACCUUUAGUUUCCCUGAACAGAUCGAAUUUGGUUUGCUAAUUUGUUUAUUGAGGUAUUGAGGUAAGCAAACAUAAGUGAUUUAAGAAUGCUUACUUUCAAAAAUAAAUGAAUGAUUACUAUAUAACUGGUAUCAGCUGAUUUUAUUUAGUUGGAUCUCCUAUAAGGUCAGUAGGUAUGCCGAGUUGUAUAAAAUCUCCCAUUAAAAUAGAGGUGUAGGAUCAAUAGGAAUGGUCUUACAUAAACAAUAAGUUUCAAGAAGUAUAAAACAGAUUUUGCUCUUUUACUCCCUUAUAUUUUAACAUAUUUUUUCUAAUUAUAAAAAGCAAUACACAUUCUUUUUAGAAAAUUGGGACAGGUAAAAAAAAAAAAAAAGAAUCUAUCCUGCCACUCAGAUAA
Loxodonta africana (African savanna elephant) is the source of this 2927-nucleotide messenger RNA. RefSeq names its product mitochondrial ribosomal protein L50 (gene MRPL50). The transcript has 2 exons. The record is from RefSeq and is a predicted model, not a curated record. Lineage: Eukaryota; Metazoa; Chordata; Mammalia; Proboscidea; Elephantidae. The coding region runs from base 44 to 523 and encodes 159 amino acids. Gene Ontology annotation, cellular component: mitochondrion; mitochondrial large ribosomal subunit.